AUGAUCGUCAACUCAGAGUCUUCCCUUCCCUAUCCUCCCUUUGUUGACAUCGAGGGAGUGAUAAAUAUGCGCUCUGUUGGUGGGUACGCCACUAGCACCGGAGGCGUUGCGAAACCCAAUAUUAUAUAUCGCUCCGGCGAUAUUUCGAGUAUCACGGAGAGAGGGAGAGGGCAGUUUUCGGCGCUGGGAGUUCAUGUUGUGUUUGAUUUCCGUGCGGAUAGCGAGAUCAAAGACUACGACUCUGCAACGCCUGCUAUGGAAGGGGUUAAAAUUAUCAGAGCUCCUGCGGGAAUCCAAAACGCGUUUGACCCUGCAAGUAUUGCUAUUCGGUUGAAGAAAUGGCAAAUUGAUGAACUUCAAGCAUUCUUGAACACCUAUGAGGAGAUUCUGGACACUGCAACUGAAGCAUUCAGAACAGUUUUCAUUCACCUAAGAGACCAUCCAGAUCAACCUUGUCUAAUUCACUGCACCGCUGGAAAAGAUCGAACAGGAAUGUUCGUCACUCUCCUGUUGAUGGUCUUGGGUGUUGAGGAUCGUUAUAUUAUCGACGAAUAUGCCUUGACCACUGUUGGACUUGCUCCGUCAAUGCCCCAUUUACUUCACAAGCUCCAGAAAAUGCCCGUUUUUCGCGACAAUUGGGAAGGAUUACUCAACAUGGGGUCAUCAAAGCCCGAAACAAUGGUGGCGACUCUCCGGCUUAUUCGCGCAAAAUACGACGGAGCGGAGGGAUAUUUGAAAACGCAGUUAAAUUUGGAUGAUGAAGAUAUUGAGAAGAUUCGGGGGAACUAUCUUGUUUGA
This is a messenger RNA of Lentinula edodes (shiitake mushroom), 798 nucleotides long. Its product is annotated as protein-tyrosine phosphatase-like protein. Lineage: Eukaryota; Fungi; Basidiomycota; Agaricomycetes; Agaricales; Omphalotaceae. Gene Ontology annotation, molecular function: phosphoprotein phosphatase activity. Gene Ontology annotation, biological process: dephosphorylation. The record is from RefSeq and is a predicted model, not a curated record. The transcript has 6 exons. The coding region runs from base 1 to 798 and encodes 265 amino acids.